UAGCAACCGGGCGAAAAGUUCAGAUUAGUCAAAAGGCGUUUAGUUUAGGUUUAGACGCUGAUAAGACAAUAGGGCAUUCAGAUAACGCUGAUGCGAGAGAUUGCGUCCUGGCCGGCCGGCGGUGACGCGACACGUAUUAUCGACAAACAUACAUAUCCCUUGAAAAUUGAAAUAAGAUAGUAUGCUGUCGCGGGUUCUUUAGGUCCGUUUAAAUUCACACGUGUUUACGAUUUCUAAGUAAUUUCAAGAGAACAGUACGUCAAACUAUAAUAGGAAAUAUUCAGCCACCAGAGAUGCUGCUGCAGAUAUAUUCGUUGUGCAUCUUAGGAUUGGAUCUCAUGACACUCAUCAUCGGAGUGUGCUACACAAUUCUGAUCGCUGUCUAUAGAAUGUUUAGACCGCCACCGUUGAAAAAUCUCAACUAUGAAGUGGCUAUGGUCGUAGGUGCAGGACGUGGGAUAGGCAAGGAACUUGCUCUACAGCUGUGUCAAUUUGGUGUCGUGGUUGCUUGUGUAGACAUUAACGCAGAAACUUGCACUGCUACUGCGCAACGUGCUCAACAGUUACAUGGAAUAUGUAAAAGCUAUCAGUGCGACGUGAGAAAUAAAGAUGCAGUUGCUCAAAUUGUGAAUCUUAUUAAGAUCGAGUUAGGAAACAUUACAAUGCUUUUCCAUUGUUGUGGUUUGCCCAGCCCACGUACGUUAAUACAAGAAUCAUCAGAAGUAAGAGACACUAUGGAUUUAUCAGUCAUCAGUCAUUUUUGGUUGUUGGAUUCAGUUUUGCCAUGUAUGCGACAAGCUGGUAAAGGCCACAUUACGAUCCUUUCAUCCGUCGCUGGUCUUUCCAAUGGAUCCAGUGGUCGAGGAACCCGGGUUCCCUUAUCUACUGCACAAUUUGCUGUCCAAGGCUUAGCAGAAUCCUUGCAUAUGGAAUUAAGACAUUCAAAUAGCAACAUCAUCGUUUCAUUGGUUCACGUUUAUCCCUUUAUCGUUGGAACGGAAAUUGCAAAAGACAUACGUUUUAGAAUUCCGAGUUACUUUGGUACAAUGCCUGCCGCAGAAGCUGCUAGACAAAUUUUAGAUGGUGUUCGCCGAAACUACGCGGAGUUUAGUGUACCAGGAUAUUUGCUUUAUCUUGGACAUGUACUUAGGAUUCUUCCAAAAAAGGCAUCUUUUAUGUUACGCGAUUUGUUAGACACUGGAGUUGACUUUGCGUAAUGUUAAUA
Molecule: messenger RNA, 1225 nt
Organism: Trachymyrmex cornetzi
Lineage: Eukaryota; Metazoa; Arthropoda; Insecta; Hymenoptera; Formicidae
Product: 17-beta-hydroxysteroid dehydrogenase 13
Exons: 8
Coding region: 294-1217 (307 amino acids)
Cellular component (GO): lipid droplet
Molecular function (GO): oxidoreductase activity, acting on the CH-OH group of donors, NAD or NADP as acceptor
Source: RefSeq, a predicted model, not a curated record